AUGUCUGUCCCAGGAGCGCGGCCGAGUGACCAAAGUUUCGGCACCCUAGCACCAUCACCGGCACCACCUCCAGCAUCACCACCAGCGCCGCCACCAUUGCCAUUCCCAGCACAAUCAGAGCCAGCAGCACCUCCAGAAGCAGCAGUGCCAGCACUGCCGACAGCAGCACAACAGGGAGGAGCUAAUAGAGCUUUUCAAAGAUAUAGAUUUUACCUCAACAAUUUCUAUGAAUACCAUCGGCGAGGGCUAACAUGGCGCUAUUUACAACGAGGCCAAGAGCCAUGGUUCCACCCCAAUAAGGCCUUGGUUAAUUUCGACCGGGUCGAACCUCCGGCUCCAGAAGACUGGUAUCAGGUCUAUAGCAACCCAUUCGGCACUCAUGAUCUUGAUCAGAUGCACGACAUGCAGGCCAGAAACGUGCAAAUGAUGCGAGCUGAUAAGAAUUCUGGACCUAGAGUUGCUUCAAGAGAGUCUGAGACGUGCACCGCACAUCUGUUUGAAAAUGAUGACUCGGACCCCGAUAUACUUCUCCAGGAGUAUAUGAAACGGGGUGAUUUAGAGGGACUGGUCGUGAAAGCGGUGGCUGCAGGCGAGAACAUCCCCAACAGCAUCCUAUGGAAGGCGUUCUUCUGUCUCGUACGAGCUUGUCUUGCCAUGGAGUACCCCCCUAGACGACAGGUACAGGAGGACGGAAGUGAGGUUUGGGCUCCCGAGACGGGCGAAGAUGGCGUCGAAAGAAUUCCCAUCAUCGAAUCGGAAAGAGUUGGUUAUGGCUUGGUCCAUUUCGACUUGGACCCGAAGAAUGUAUUGAUUGGUGACUUUGACGACAACCACUUGGCAGCGCCGGCUUACAAGGUUACUGACUUCGGUUGCGCUCGUGUCGUUAAGUCGCCUGAAUUCAACACUCGGGAAGCACAUUGGGCACAUCGAAGGGUGGGGAAACUGCCUUUUCUUAUGCCGGAACAAUUCCAUAAAGAAUGGGAGUACGUCGCCGAGCUUCCCCAAGACGAAAAUCCCAUCCCCAAGGUCGCAGGAAACUACGGGCCAGCUAGCAACAUCUGGGCCGUUGGCAUGAUCUUGUAUUGCAUGGUCACGAGGCGUGAACCCCCAUAUCCUCCAUUUGCUACUGGCCCCAUGAAUGGCCCAGACGGCUCUUUGAUGCCGGAUGGAAUUCCCGCCUUGCGUGAUAUUGAUGGAAAUGUGGUUGAAUCAUUCUAUACGCACGGAGGGUGGCUACGAGACCAGAUGAACAUCGAUAAUGAUCUCAAAGGGCUGCUCAUCCGAUGCUUAGCGGAUCAGCCUGCUCACCGCCCUACGUUGCAAGAAUUGAGCACAUACAUGGCGCGAGCCGAGAGAAUGCAAGGUUGGAAUGAUGACCCCGAUGACCGUGACUGGUUCGACCGGAUGGCUGGUGAGCCAGCAGACCCGAACGCCAUCAUUGAUCCCGCCCUUGCUCUGCCCGAUCGAAACCUAGGUCGCUUAUUGGGCACUCAAGCAGUGUCUAUGUGGAAUCUUCUGACAAGGCAGGCAGGGCUUGAUCUGGGUCAAGCGCAGCAAUACAUAUUAACAUUGAUGCCGGAUGUAGUCCUUCGGUUGGCAACAGCGGCUGGAGCUGGUCUGGAGGCCUUCCUGAGUGCCUGGGGGAGUGCGUCAUCACCAGCACCACUAUCAUACCCACAAGGGGUAGGAAACGAUCUCGCGGGAGGUCAGGUACCAGACAAUGUGGCGCAUCUAUUCACGGCACAGAUGGCGGAGAUAGUCAUGAAUUCGGCAGGAAUCGAAUCCGUUAAUCCAUCACCAGCGGCAGGCCGACAACGAGCGUCAAGCCGAAGAGCAGCAGACCCAUUGCCUCUGGCAAGACAGAUGAGAGUAUCAAAUACAGAUCAAGGGAACAAUCUUAUGUCGGGGGUGAAUCAAGGAUUGCUGAGGGGCGGAACAAGUUCCACCAAUCUUCGACCAGACACUUCGCGAGAUGUUAACAUGGGCUCUACCAUCUCGACGGGAGACAACUUUCCAAACAUCUUCUUGAGCGCUCAUGAUCCAACAAGUGGAGGCAAUUCUGGAGGCAACGGCAAAUCUGUAAGGCGAAUCGUUCUUCCCCUGCCUCUAGUUAAAGGAUCGAGGGUUUUCAACACAAUUAGCAUCCCGCCGUAUGCUCGUGGGGCUGAUCCGCCUCCUGCCCCGCCUGGAUAUCUUCAUGGUCGGACAUCGUCUGUGGAAGGAUACACCGUGCCUGAGGGGCUGUUUGCGCUCCGCGUCGAUCCUGUCGACCCGUCUGAAGGAGGCGUUCCCAACGUUUUCUAUCGAGAAAUUGCCCUUGGGAUAGCUACACCUCAAUCCAGUAAUGUCCUCAUCCAGGCCCAACGACCCAGCCAGGCCACAGGAGACGGGCGUGCCUCACGAGCCCCCCUGGUCAGAGCAGUCCGCAUACCACCAUACAGCCCUUUUGCGAGACCACCCUCGAGACCGGACGGAUACCAUUACGGCCGGAGGCUCUAUCUGUCACCCGCAGAACUCCAGAUUCUGGCAGAUAGAGGCAUCAGGGCCCCGCCGGGCCGUAUGGUCAUACGACUAGUCCACGUGGAGCCGAGCGAUGGCAACGUUGAGAGGCCGACUAUUUUCUAUCAGAUGGAGCCCUGGCCAUCUCAAGCGCCGCCGGCACCCACUCAAGAUGAUCCAGAGCCAAACAUUCUUUAUGCCACUCUUCCGAUUCCGACUGGCGAUGCGGACGCUAAUCCGUGA
Diaporthe amygdali is the source of this 2742-nucleotide messenger RNA. RefSeq lists its product as uncharacterized. The transcript is spliced from 9 exons. The record is from RefSeq and is a predicted model, not a curated record. The coding region runs from base 1 to 2742 and encodes 913 amino acids. NCBI's taxonomy places the organism in Eukaryota, Fungi, Ascomycota, Sordariomycetes, Diaporthales, Diaporthaceae. Gene Ontology annotation, molecular function: ATP binding; protein kinase activity. Gene Ontology annotation, biological process: protein phosphorylation.